GAAGUGCACGUGUGCGAUUCCGCUCCACAUGGCGGUGCUCCUGAAGAGGUUGCUGCGGGCGGGGAGGGCCCCGGCGGCCUUCGGCCGUUCAGUGGUACGGCUGGAAGCCAGCCUGGGCACUGAGCCCGGGGCUGCGGUGCGAGUGAGGUUCGCCCCCAGUCCCACAGGCUUCUUGCAUCUGGGCGGACUCCGCACUGCCUUGUACAACUACAUCUUUGCUAAGAAGCAUGGAGGAAGCUUCAUCCUGAGGCUGGAGGACACAGACCAGACCCGCCUUGUGCCUGGGGCUGCAGAGAACAUUGAAGACAUGCUGGAGUGGGCAGGCAUUGCCCCUGAUGAGAGCCCUCGCCGAGGAGGUCCAGCGGGGCCCUACCAGCAGUCUCAGCGACUUGAGCUUUACUCCCAGGCGGCCGAAGCUCUGCUGAAGACCGGAGCAGCGUAUCCCUGUUUCUGUUCAACACAACGGCUGGAGCUCCUGAAGAAGGAGGCCCUGAGGAACCGCCAGACACCCCGAUAUGACAAUCGGUGCCGGAACCUGAGCCAGGCGCAGGUGGCCCAGAAGCUGGCCAAGGACCCCAAGCCUGCUAUCCGCUUCCGCCUAGAGGAGGAGGCGCCAGCUUUCGAGGACCUGGUGUAUGGCUGGAAUCGGCAUGAAGUGGGCAGCGUGGAGGGGGACCCUGUCAUCCUGAAGAGCGAUGGCUUCCCCACCUACCACCUGGCCUGUGUGGUGGACGACCACCACAUGGGCAUCAGUCAUGUGCUGCGGGGCUCAGAGUGGCUGGUCUCCACUUCCAAACACCUGCUUCUCUACCAGGCCCUGGGCUGGCCGCCACCUCACUUUGCCCACCUGCCCCUGCUCCUCAACCGGGAUGGCAGCAAACUGUCCAAGAGGCAAGGGGACAUUUUCCUGGAGCAUUUUGCAGCUGCCGGCUUCCUGCCCGAUGCCUUGCUCGACAUCAUCACCAACUGUGGCUCAGGGUUUGCAGAUAACCAGAUGGGCAGGACCUUGCCGGAGCUGAUAACACAGUUUGACCUGUCCCGGGUUACCUGCCAUUCAGCCUUGCUGGACCUGGAGAAGCUCCCAGAAUUCAACCGGCUGCACCUCCGGCGGCUGGUGAGCAGUGAGACGCAGCGACGCCGGCUGGUGGGAAGGCUGCAGGCCCUCGUGGAGGAGGCAUUCGGGAGCCAGCUGCGGGACAGAAGCGUCCUGGACUCUGCCUAUGUGGAGAGAAUCAUUCUACUGAGACAGGGUCACGUUUGCCGCCUGCAGGAUUUGGUCUCCCCAGUGCAUGCCUAUCUGUGGACGCGCCCCACUGUGGGCCGAGCGCAGCUGGACGCCAUCUCGGAGAAGGCGGAUGAGAUUGCCACGCGCGUGCUGCAGCUCUUCGAAGGAACUGGUACAAGCUUAACUCAGGAUGUGCUGAAUGGAGAACUGAAGAAGCUGUCAGAAGGUCUGGAAGGCACCAAACACAGUAAUGUGAUGAAGCUCCUCCGAGUGGCCCUGAGUGGACAGCUGCAAGGACCACCUGUAGCUGAGAUGAUGGUGUCCUUGGGACCAAAGGAAGUGCGGGAACGAAUACAGAAGGUGCUUUCCAGCUAGAGAGAAAUACGUGCUGUGGUGGAGGUGGCCUAAGAACCUGGACGCGUGAAGGCUGCUUCGGAGAGGAGGAGGAGGAGACCUGGGGCCUCUCAGGAAGCUUGAGGAAGGAACCAAGAGUGGAAACAGUCUUCAUCCCUUUGAGCACAUUAUGGCUCCACCACAGGCCCAUCCUCGUAGGUUGGCUGAGGAGGUGCAGCCCCAAGGAGGUGCUGCACCAAGGAAGUGCAGAGUCAAGCAACUCCUUGACUCUGGAAGGGAGGCCUCCUGUCCGGUGACAGACAUCACAUAGCAAAGGUUAGAAACUGCUUCCCAGAGCAAUUGGAGGGCUUCUGCUUUGGUCCACAUGGGCUGCCGGAACAAAACACCACAGACUGGGGGCUUAAGCAACAGAAAAUUUUUUUCUCACAGUUAUGGGGGCUGGAAGUGCAAACUCAAGGCCUCAGAGGUGUUGUUUUUCCAGAGGCCUCUGUCCUUGGCUCGCGGAUGUCUGCCUUCUGGGUGUGUCCUCACCUGGGCUUUCCUCCUGCUGCCUCUGGUAGCCCUCUGGGUGUCCUCUUGUAAGGACACCAGCCAGCUUGGAUUAAGGCUCCCUUACCAGCUUCCUUUUAACUUAAUAACCUCUUUAAAGGCCCUUUAACCAAAAUAUGUCACAUUUUGAGGUGCUGAGAGUUAGGGCUUCGACAUAGCAAUUUUGAGGAGACAAUUCAGCCCACAACCCAGCAGCAGCCAACUUGUGGAUCCUGUUUCUCAGACACUGUUCGGAUUCAGAGCCAUGAAGGACGGGACUGACACAAGCAGGGCCGAACCGAUGCCAGAUUUCCUUGGGGAUUGUAAAGGGAGAAGCUACUCACCUGCCCAAGGGAGACGUGUUUUAUAUUGUUCGUCCUUGGACUUGGGGCAGCCUUUGUCUCCCUUCCCUCAGGAUCAUCUGUUCCUCUCUUCCAGUUCUCCAGACUUGGCCCUUGGGCUGGAGACCUUCACCUGCCUGUCUUGCCUCUUUCUUCACAUCCACCUCCUUCCACUCAUUACUUGUAAGUCACUCUCUGCUUGUUUCUGUGUGAGAUGUUCUGGGGGUGAAUAGCAAGAACUAAAGUGAAUAGAGGAUGAUGAAUGACCCCCAAGGCCCCCUACAGGGCCGCUGAGCACCCCCCCGUGUGACAGCCAGACUGAGAUGGCUCCCGUCAGCCCUUCCCCCUGUGAAUAGGGCUCAUGGCUUCCGUCUGUUCCUGGGACACCUUACCCAUGGGGAAAGCCAGUUUCCACAUCAUGAAGAUACUCAAGCAGCCCUUGUUGAGGGGUCUGUGUGACCAGGAGCUGAGCCAUCCUGCCAACAGCCUUCAGAAGGAGCUGCCUUGGAAGCUCAUCCUUCAGAUGAAAGCAGCCCUGGUUGACUGCGACCCUUGGGGAAGAUCUUGAGCCAGAACCACUCUCAGACUUCAGACACACACAGAUUAUGAGAAUAAAUGUUUAUUGUUUAAAGCCACUUGGUUUGGAGAUAAAUUGUUACCCAGUAAAAGCAGGUAUGUUUACCUCGCCUGGGGAAGUAUGUAUAGGGGGCUCAGAGUUUGCUGAGCCACCUGGAGACCUAAGUCUUUGCAUGAAAAGGCAGAUAAAGUUCUCUGACUACAAGCAACAGAAACCAACUAGCCUAACUUAAGUUUAUUGGGGACUAUCACUUUAUGGAGAGUUUAUGGGAGUCAAAAAAUGUACGGGAAAGCCAAAUCCAGGUCUUGGAAGAGACAGGAACUAGAGGAGCUCAUCUGCGUUCUUCAGGACGGACACACUUGGAAAAGUAUUCCACGCAGAGGUGAAAAAGAGAACUACCCAGCAUUCCCCAUGAUCAGAGCGAGGGUAGCUGGGGGAGCAGUAGACAUGGUUGAGAAAUGCAGCAGAGGGGAAAUCCAAACUGCCCACUUUUCCACCCGCCUUUCAGGGUGCCAUCUGAUGCAAGUCACGAAAUCUAGAUUCAAACCAGCUUAAAGAAGAGUCAGUGUCCUACAUAACAGGAAGUUGGGGGGGGGCGGGCAGGCUUGGUUAAUUAAGUGUUCAGUGACAUCAGUGUGGCCCCAGGGUCUUUCCAUCUCUGCUCAGCUGACUCCAGCAUCUGCAGCAGCGUGGAGCGGGUUCCUUCUGCUCACAGUUCACUGCUAGAGCAGUCAGCCUCCCUGCAUGUUCUCCUUCUUUGGGGCUCUCUCCCUGAAGGUGAGGAGCUCUUCAAGCGCCCUCCUCCACCAACUUCCUUCUUCUUGAACCCAUCUUGAACCCCGUCGUUCUCGGGAAGCGGGAGUUCCGGUAGAGCAGUCAGGCCCAUGCCCGGGGCAGGGCCAGCUCUUCCUGAGGGUCUUGAUGGGGUCUGCAAAGAACCUGGAAAACCUCAACAAAGCAGGGGUUCAGUUAGUGAAGAUGAGUUGGAUUUUUUUUUUUCCUUUACAUUUUAAAAAGAGGUUUAUUAGGGAAAAGAGAAAGAGAAACACCUGCGUAGUCUCAGGCGGGCAGGCGAGCUGCUGCUGCUUUGCAGAGGGAAAUAGUUUGCAGGGGGAAAAAAAAAAAACAAAAAACACCUUCCCAGUCACAGGUGGACAGGAGCUGCCAAAUUGGGUCUUUAUGAGGUGCAAGGUGUGGGAGCCAUUGAAAUGUUUUAAGCAGGGAAGUGACCGGAUCAGAUUUGUAUUUUUCUGUGAGAUCAUUUUGGCAGCUAUAGUGAGAGGUUUGAACAUGGUCAGAAGAAGGGUGCCCCAUGGGCCUCCCUGGUGGUGCAAGAGGUUAAGCACCGCACUAUGAAGCAAUCCGCAACCUCUGCAGCACGAGUUCGAUCCCCAGCAGGCCAGGGAGUUACCCACAUGGCGCAGCAGACCUCUCCUGUCUUGCCUGCUGCUCCCCUCAGCAGUGUGUUUCAGUUAGUCUGCCUGUUCUGUUCCCCGCUCUGUCUCUGGUCAGUCCUCUCACCCCCCGCAUCUCUGGCCUGUACCCCAGCUCUUGUAUGCAUAAAUAAAUAAGUCUUCAAAAAAAGAAAAGAAAAGGGCGCCCCAGGAGGAGAUGACAGGCACAAAGGGAGGUUCUUGUCAUGCUCAAACCCCAUUUCUUCUCCGUAGCCUGACCUUUGCCUGGUUUAGCUUCACCCAUUCCUGCCUCGCACACACCCUCUUCUCUGUUCUGCCACCUGAGCCUUCUUGAGGUCCCUGCCUCCCUGCUACUCUUCUUUCUAGAAUGCUGUCAGCCACUCCUUUUUCUUCCCCUUUGCCAAGUGACUUCUGUUUUAGCCUUCAGAUGUCAGCUCCACUUUCAUCUCUGACUUCCUGCUGGAAGGUCAUCUUCCUCUGUCCUUAAUCAUCAGCAUCUUUUUCUCUUCCACAGCACACAAUUGGAAUUGUGUAAAUAACGUGGUUGUGUAAGAUAAAAGAUCCCAUGAGAACAGGGACCUUAUCUGUCUUGUUCACCACUGUACCCCCCAUCCUAAGAAUGGGGCCUGUUUACAUAGCAAGUGCACAGAGACAUCUCUGAUUAAAUCGUAUGGUCAGUACAUGAGUCAAGUGUCCCCAGGCUGACUGCCACAGUCACUGUAUUAAGUUUAGAAAAAAGAUGACAGGCCCACAAUGGAGUCACCUAUGCUAAGCCCCAUAUCAGCAAACAGACUGAAUUAUAGCUUCAGCCUCUUCAAGAAACAAAAUCUGAAACCAGCCAAUCAGGAACUGCCCAACCAGGCUCCUGCCAUCCCCAAGAGGAAAGGGACCUUGCCACACCCCAUCUGCCUUUUGCUCAUACCCCUGUGGUCCCGCUUCUCUUCUGCUCACUACGGACUGCUCCUCAAAUGCCUUCCAUCUGCUAGAUUGGAUGCUGCCUGAUUCGUGAAUCAUUGAAUAAAGUCAGUAAGAUCUUUAAAACUCGCUCAUCUGAAUGUUGUUUUUUAAUGUUAUUUUCAUUAGUGAAUCACACGAUGCCAAUGUUUUUUAAUUCAGAAGUCAGUACAAGUUUGACUUGGCACUUGUUCAUUACGAGCCUGGGGGUGCUCUGCAAACUUAUCCUUUAUAUCUGGGCAGAAUGUUAGGAUCACAGCUUUUCUGUCCAGGUCAGAGCCCCCUCAGCUUUGAUCCCCAACAUCUUUCUCUCAGCUGACUGUGGGACAGUCCAGCCCAGGUUGCAGGGGGAGCUUUCUCUAUCUAGAGAACCCCUUUGGGCCAAGUCCAUUCUAUCCUGUCUUCAUUCAUUUGGCAAACAUCUGAUGUGUGCCAGACCCUGCAAGACGAGGUCUCAUUGGUAGUGGCAGCUCAGUCCAUAGAUGUUUGUUUCAUUCAUUCAUUCAAUUUCUAAGCGUUAAAAAAAAAAAGAGAAAAGGUAAACGCCCUGCCUCAAAGAGAUCAGUCUCCUGGGAGACGAACAAUCACUCAUAUGAGUGUGGAUGUGGUAACAAAAGUGUUACAGGGCAGCCCCGAACAAGGUGAUAGAGGAAUACAGAUCUCCUGGUGUGGGGCAGGCAGAC
Molecule: messenger RNA, 6077 nt
Organism: Talpa occidentalis (Iberian mole)
Lineage: Eukaryota; Metazoa; Chordata; Mammalia; Eulipotyphla; Talpidae
Gene: EARS2
Product: glutamyl-tRNA synthetase 2, mitochondrial
Exons: 9
Coding region: 29-1600 (523 amino acids)
Biological process (GO): glutamyl-tRNA aminoacylation
Molecular function (GO): zinc ion binding; tRNA binding; ATP binding
Source: RefSeq, a predicted model, not a curated record